AUGUACAGUAACUCGAGCGAUGCGGAGCGCGACGCGGCGGAGGAGACGACCCUCGCGGCACUCGUCGCUCUCUACGUGCUCGUGUCCAUCAUAGGUAUUAUAGGAAAUUUGAGCUUAAUGGCUGCGCUUGCGUCGGGAGGGGCGUCAAGACUGCGAACUCCUCAGAUGUUGAGCGCAUGCGCGGCCGACUUCCUAGUGUGCGCCGCGAGCGCACCCCUGGCCGCAACCCGCGCUGCCAGGAUAGAUGAGCUGCCCUGUCAAGUUACUUAUUAUAUUGAGUCAUUCCCCGUGGCCGCAAGCACAUUAUCUUUAGUGGCGAUAGCAGCUGACCGGUGUGGGGCGGUGAGGAGAGGCGGCACGUCACUAUGUGCGCGGCCGCAUCUUGCCGUUAUCGCCGUGUGGAUCAUGGCGCUUUUGCUUAGUGCAGCAGCAUUCACAACGACGUGCGUGUCAUGUCCGCCACUGGCCGCGGCGCAUGCACUCGUCACAUAUUGCUUCCCAGUGCUGGCCGUCGCCAAGUGUCACUGGGCAGUGAGGGUCAAACUGACCGCACUGUCACUAACCGCUAGAGCAGCACACGGCGAGCUACCACUCCCCGUGCCUCUAAUGAGAAGACCCACACAUGUCAUCAUCGUCGCCGGCGUAGGACCAAGGGAACGUCGUGACGCCGUCGACGUUGGUGACGUCAGAUCCAAGAAGAAACUCCAACCGAGCCUCCUUGGACCACAACCUCAAACUUCGACACUCCGCUCCCGGCGGCGGCUUGGCAACGUGCUCAUGGGGAUCGCGGCGAUAUUUGCUAUGUGCUGGUGUCCGCACGCUGCCAUAGUGAUAGCCAGUGCGUUUGGUUUGCAUGUGCCAUUCCUACUGGCGCACUUCGCUCUCCUGCUGGGGUACGCGCACUCAGCACUAAACGCGGUGGCGUACUGGGUGCUGAACCGGCACGCGCUGACGUCGGCGUGCGCGGCGUGGCGGCUGCCACAGCUGCGCGUGCGAGAGGAGCGUCCCUCGUCGACCAACGAAGCGGCUCUGGGAGCUUUCCACCCCCGCCUCGCUCGACCCGCGCCCUCUCCUCGCCCUCCCCCCUCCAGCUUCCUCUAUUGA
Molecule: messenger RNA, 1104 nt
Organism: Spodoptera exigua (beet armyworm)
Lineage: Eukaryota; Metazoa; Arthropoda; Insecta; Lepidoptera; Noctuidae
Source: the annotation of a GenBank genome assembly